AACGUGUUUUUUUCUUCUUUCAAACAUCUCGCGUCUUCUUCUGCCUGAAUUACAUACUCUAGAACAAAAAUUAUUAACCUGCAAUCUCAUGGAAACGGGGAUUCGCAGAGGCUAUCUUAAAUAAGCGACAGGAAGUGCAUACGCACACCUGUAGCAACCGGAUGUCGCAUGGAGCUAUAGCCGCAAAAUAGUUUCCUCACCAAUGCCUACAAUCAUUCGAACCUCAUCUUCUGAUGUCAUAAGCUUUACAGUCGUUCUACCACCAUGAACAAGAAGUCAAGUGGAGGUCUUUUUCCUUCAGGCUUUGGAACCAACUUACUCACAAGAGUGUUCGCCGAUACAAGACAAUGGUGGAAUCAGUUCUGACCCAAUUAGUAUCCACAGAACCAAGGGCAAAAGGAACCACAUUUUGGUCUUACUUUUCGAGUAAGACACCUGGUGACCGUCUUGCAGCCACACACCAGUCCUCGAACUCCGUAAAUGAAUACCAUUUCUAAGAAAUCAGCUCACUUUAGGGUUUCGACAGGAGUCUUCACUACGCGUCUGCUGGCCAUCGCCUUAUACCAAUUGCCUUGUAUAAUCUAGGCAGUAUCCGAUUCAUAUGUCAGAGUCCCCGACAUCACUCCGGGCCCGACAUCCUCAUAAGCCAGGGGUAUUACUCACCCACCGCACCGGAACGAAAAAAACUCACCCAAGCGCAAUUACGCACUUUCUUGUUCCGCUAUUUAGCUAUUUAACCCAGCCGUCACCUUCACAAAAAUCAUCUAGACGUUUUUUUCCCAUCUUCACUGCCAUACCACUGACUAUUAGUAGUUAAAUGCAGUUGCUAUGUACAACGCCGUAGCUGAAAAUGUCCUAGGAACCGUGGGAACUGUCUGCUGGUGUAUCCAGCUCGUUCCCCAAAUCAUCCGCAACUUUAAGGUAAAGGACUGUACGGGCGUACCACCCAUGAUGAUGUUCUUGUGGGCUGCCAGUGGCAUUCCCUUCUCCAUAUACUUUAUUGGAACCGAUGGGUCCAUCCCCCUCCGAAUCCAGCCCCAACUUUUCACGUUUUUCUGCCUUAUAUCCUGGGCCCAAACCCUAUACUAUUCACCUAUCCUGAUGAAUCGCACCCGGUUGGCAAUCCUUAUCAGCUUAUUCGUGUUGGUGGGCGUGGGGCUUGAGACAGGUCUCAUUGUCUGGCUCCGCCCGCUCUACCGUCGGGAUAUCAAGUAUCCUAUGCUCAUUGUUGGGAUCAUAGCAUCGGUACUUCUUGCAGUGGGACUUAUCCCUCCGUACUUUGAGUUGGCCAAACGCCGGGGCCGUGUGGUGGGCAUCAACUUUGUUUUUCUCAGUCUUGACUCCUUGGGGGCCCUUCUAUCGAUGUUGUCGGUGGUGGUGGGCACUUUUGAUACCUUGAGCAUUGUAUUGUAUGCCAUUGUGCUUGGGUUGGAAUUAGGUAUUUUCUCGUCGCAGAUCACGUGGUACUUUAUUCUUGGAGGUCGCCGUGUGAUAAAGCAGGAGCAGGCCGAAAAGCGCCGUCUCGAGGAUGAGAAAUCACUGACCAACGAAGACGAUAACGAUUACGAAACUAGUACCCAUAACUCGACUGAGGGAGACGUCGACGUGGUGGACCUGUCACUUAUGGGGAUCGAGACCGUCGCCCCGUCUCCCGCCUCCAAGUCCGAGGCCGCUUGAGGCUCCCUAGCCCUUGUGCUCACCUUUGCAUUCAUGUAUAGAUUAAUUUAUAUUUACAUAAUACGCUUUUCGCGACAAAAAAAACCUCACGUAU
Yamadazyma tenuis ATCC 10573 is the source of this 1771-nucleotide messenger RNA. The record is from RefSeq and is a predicted model, not a curated record. NCBI's taxonomy places the organism in Eukaryota, Fungi, Ascomycota, Pichiomycetes, Serinales, Debaryomycetaceae.